AUGAGCCCACCAAGGAUGGGCGUCGAACAACAAACUGUCUCGCGGACUUUCUCCACUCUCGAGCGUCAUGCAAAGUCGAUAUCUGACGAUGAGGUGGAUCAGCACAAACCCAGGCUGAGGGGAUGGACACUGCAUAUUGUCUUGGCUUUCUGCGCUGGCGCUGGCUUCACUCUCUUUGGAUAUGAUCAGGGGGUGAUGUCUGCCUUGAUCACGGCCAAUCAAUUCGAUGCGAUCUUCCCUCAGACUGUAUCUCCGAUCAAUGAUCCAACGGGUCAAGCAGCUACACUGCAAUCACUCAUGCUGGCUAUCUACGAAAUUGGCUGUCUUAUCGGUGCCCUAUCUAACCUCUGGAUCGGCGACAAACUUGGUCGACGCAAGACGAUUGUUCUGGGUGGAUGUAUCAUGAUCAUCGGUGCGACACUGCAAGCGACUGCGUUUUCUUACCCGCACAUGCUGGUUGGAAGGAUUGUCACUGGCAUGGGUAAUGGGUUGAAUACUUCGACUGUGCCAUCCUAUCACGCUGAAUGUGCGUCGCCAGAGCGACGUGGUCCGCUGAUUAUGGUUGAAGGCAGUCUCAUCAUAUUCGGGCUUAUGAUAUCCUAUGUCAGUACAAUUGGGAAGUGGGUAGACUUUGCGUGCUAUUGGGCGACCGGUUCGCAAGCACAAUGGAGAGUUCCGAUUGCAUUGCAGAUCGUUAUUGCUAUGAUGAUGAUGUGCGGUAUCCCAUUUCUUCCGGAGUCUCCACGGUGGCUCGUGAAACACGGUCGCAACGCCGAAGCACUAGCUGUCAUCUCGGCCCUGGAAGACACAGAUCGGCACAACCCACGCGUCGUACAGACCUAUGCCGGCAUCUGCGAAGCAGUCGAAGCCGAGUUGGAGGGGUCGAGCAAGGAGAAGCUUAGUCGGCUUUUCCAGGGCGGACCAACCCAGAAUUUCAGGCGUACAAUGCUCGGAAUUGUGAACCAAUGCUUCCAACAGAUUACGGGGUGCAACUUAGUCAUGUACGGUCAUCGUCGUUGCGUUGAACUUAGGCUAAAGGAAGGAUUUCACAGAUAUUAUGCGACGUUACUUUUCCAGCGCCUUGGAUUGAGCGACGUAAACUCUCGUAUUGUUGCGGCGUGCAGCGGGACGGAGUACUGGCUGGCGUCGCUGAUUCCCAUCUUCAUCAUUGAGAGAGUUGGUCGUCGCCGCCUCAUGCUUCUCGGCGCAAUCGGAAUGGGGACCGCUAUGGUCUUGCUGGCAAUAUUAGGCAGCAUCAACACCCCCGCUGCCCAGAUUGCGUCGACUGUGUUGUUGUUCGUGUACAAUUCUUUUUUUGCGAUCGGAUGGCUCGGCAUGACUUGGCUCUAUCCCGCCGAAAUCGUCGGCAUAUCUAUUCGAGCACCGGCAAAUGCGCUUAGUACGGCCAGUAACUGGACAUUCAACUUCAUGGUGGUGAUGGUUACUGGUCCCUCUUUCGCUAACAUCCAAUGGAGAACGUAUAUCGUCUUCGCGGCGCUAAACGCAUUGAUUGUCCCAUGCGUGUACUUCUUCUUCCCCGAGACCGCGGGCCGUUCUCUCGAGGAUAUGGACAUCAUCUUUGCGGUCGCGUACGCCGAGGGAGUGUCUCCGGUACAAGUUUCAUUCAGAAAGGACCUGCCUGUGGCGGGAUCCCCCGAGGCGGACGAGGUGUUAGGCUUGAAGAAGCGAGGGGAGAGCCCGGACGUCAGGGAGGAUCGGGAGAAGGACCGAUAA
This is a messenger RNA of Dacryopinax primogenitus, 1734 nucleotides long. RefSeq names its product general substrate transporter. NCBI's taxonomy places the organism in Eukaryota, Fungi, Basidiomycota, Dacrymycetes, Dacrymycetales, Dacrymycetaceae. Gene Ontology annotation, cellular component: membrane. Gene Ontology annotation, biological process: carbohydrate transport; transmembrane transport. The record is from RefSeq and is a predicted model, not a curated record. Bases 1 to 1734 code for a protein of 577 amino acids. Gene Ontology annotation, molecular function: carbohydrate:proton symporter activity. The transcript is spliced from 11 exons.